AUGAGGAAGACGAAGAAGAAGAAGAAGGAAGGUUUGGGAUGGAUGGAGUGGAUGAGAGGAUGGGGUUGCGUGUUCCAGGAGUUUCUAUUCCAGAGAUUCAUGUCUUCUCAUUUACCCAACCCACUUCCUCUUCCUCCUCUCAAUCACUUUAACUGCAUCGUCACUGGCUCCACCAGCGGCAUUGGUCUCGAAACCGCUAGGCAACUAGCAGAAGGUGGUGCUCAUGUUGUAAUGGCGGUUAGGAACACAAAGGCAGCUCACGAGCUUAUUCAACAGUGGCAGAAAGAUUGGUCUGCUAAAGGCCACCCCCCACUUAACAUCGAGGCGAUGGAACUAGAUCUUCUCUCCUUGGAUUCUGUCGUCAAGUUUAGCAAUGCCUGGAACGCUCGUUUAGCUCCUUUGCAUCUUCUCAUUAACAAUGCCGGCAUCUUUGCCAUGGGAGAGGAACAGAAGUUCUCAAAGGAUGGAUAUGAACAUCACAUGCAAGUCAACCAUUUAGCUCCCGCGUUGCUGUCACUACUCCUUUUGCCCUCCCUUAACCGUGGCUCCCCAAGCCGAAUCAUUAAUGUCAACUCUGUUAUGCAUUAUGUCGGUUUUGUUGACCCGGAUGACAUGAAUGUGGUAUCUGGUAGACGGAAGUUUACAAGCCUUGUAGGAUAUUCAGGCAGCAAGCUUGCACAGGUUAUGUUUAGCAAUGUUCUUUUCAAAAGGCUGCCUCUGGAAACUCGCAUAAGCGUUGCUUGUUUGUCUCCAGGGAUUGUGCUAACAAAUGUGGUGAGGGACCUUCCGAGAUCUGUUCAAGUUCAAUAUGCAUUGAUACCUUAUUUCAUGUCCUCCCCUCAAGAAGGUUGUAGAAGCUCACUUUACUCGGCGACAGAUGCUCAGAUUCCGGAGCACUGUGAAAUGCUAAAAACCGGUGAUAAGCCUAUUUGUACAUUCAUAUCUCAAAACUGCAAACACACAAAGCCUUCAAAAGAAGCUCAGAGUGUAGAAACAGCAAAUCGAGUGUGGGAAAAGACGAUAGAGCUGAUUGGUCUUCCUCUUGAUGCGUUGGAGAGGCUUAUAGAAGGAAAAGAGGUGCAAUGCCGUUAUGGAACUCAUCAAGAAUAAGUCCCUUUCUCACAUGUCUCUUACAAUGUAAUAGCUUCUUUACACAUCUCUCUCUCUCUUUUCUUUUAUCCAUAUUAUACUUGUUAGAAGGUUCUAGAACUUGACCUCAAACCACCAAACACAUUCUAAAAGAUGAAGGAUGAAGGAUCAGUCUCGGGGAAUGGCUUUUCGUAUUUAUUACAUUUUCGUUAUAGUUCCUCAAGUUGUGCCAACAUAAGAAUAUGUUUU
This is a messenger RNA of Eruca vesicaria subsp. sativa (arugula), 1338 nucleotides long. The record is from the annotation of a GenBank genome assembly. Lineage: Eukaryota; Viridiplantae; Streptophyta; Magnoliopsida; Brassicales; Brassicaceae.